Molecule: messenger RNA, 4910 nt
Organism: Pecten maximus
Lineage: Eukaryota; Metazoa; Mollusca; Bivalvia; Pectinida; Pectinidae
Exons: 9
Coding region: 565-4575 (1336 amino acids)
Cellular component (GO): plasma membrane
Molecular function (GO): protein phosphatase 1 binding; protein phosphatase regulator activity
Source: RefSeq, a predicted model, not a curated record
CCGCUAGCCUUUAAGCUUGUCAUCACUUGAGUCACUUAAAAUGACGUGUUUGUUUCAAAAUCGGAUAAUAAUCAUUGACAUUGGCAUCGGUGUGAUUUAAAAGAAAUAUCGCGAAAUUAAUGAAAGAACCGAAAGCGGAAGUAAACAAAGGUGGAAAUACCGAUGGUCUAGGCCUACUGCCAAGACGAACAGACGAAAGUCGAACUGGAAGACAGAUGAAGACGCCAAAGGCCUAUUGUUAAUAUAGCCUAACACCAGGUUGGACUGAAGACUUCUAGAAAAUUACUUAUACAGGUAACCUGGACAGACUGCUCAAACUUAAUCAAUGUCGCCUGUCAUCGAAGGACUGUGACGGCGGAUUUGUCGAGCGGAUCUGCCGUGAACCCACCGCAAACUUGCCGUGAAUUCACUGCUAGCACCCCGCGAACACCCCGUGAACAUCCCGUGGCUACGAGCGACAUGGCUUAAAAAUUUCUGCUCCCGCAAGGUUUGAGUAGCAAAUCACCAUCCCAGUACUGUAAACUAGUAUCAACAUUAUCUUCUGUCCUGAAACCAACUAUAAGGAUGUCUGCCAAGUAUACUUCCACCAAAGAAACAACUAACUAUGCCCGGAUAUGUAGACUGGUCAUUGAUGUCUUCCCUGACGUCUUCAGAGAGUUACUCGUCACUCGACUGCCAUCUGGACUCCCUUAUGUACUUUCCAGUCAAAAGGGUCAGAUUAUCUCCCAGUUGAAUAGACAACAGAAGAAAAUGCUUUACCCCUCGGGUGGAGUGUUGCAAGGUUCUGAGAAGGAUAUGGAUGUUUCUUUGCUUUAUAUCCUUCUAAGGAAUCUAGGGAACAUCACUCCUCAUGGAAAGGGUUGGGGUAAUGUUCCAGAUGCUGCAGACCGUUGUCUGUCAGCAAACAUUGAUCGUUUGCGUAUACACAGAAAUGAGAUGGGGCAUGCGAAAAAUACGUAUCUUUCUGAUGGAAAUUUUAGGACGAGGUGGGCCGACAUCCGUCAAAGUGUUGAGGACAUACAGAACAGUGACCUGAAGACAGGGAUGUUUGUACAAGCUGUGGAUAGUAUACUGACCAUGACCAUGGACCCAGAUGUAGAGAGGAAGAACAUAACUCUUGUAAAGAAGAUAGAAGGGGAAAUCAGUGACAUGAAAGAGAGACAAGACGAGAUGGCAACAGACUUUGAUGAUCUCAGAGGAACUGUUGAUGAUGUGAGUGAUGACGUUGGUGCUGUUAGGAAAGAUGUUGAUGCUGUGAAGGAAGAUGUCAGUGCUAUGAAGGAACUCUCAUUGACAAUUGGAGGGGAAAUUGCUGGAAUCAAAGAUCAGAUGACAACAGAUAUGGAUAACCUAAGAGGCAGUGUAGAUGCUGUGAGUGAAGACGUUGCUGCUGUUAGUGAAGACGUUGCUGCUGUUAGUGAAGACGUUGCUGCUGUGAGGAAAGACGGUGUUGCUGUGAGUGAAAACGUUGAUGCUAUGAGGAUAGAUGUUGAUGCUGUGAAGGAAGACAUUGAUGCUGUGAGUGAAAACGUUGCUGCUAUGAGGAUAGAUGUUGAUGUUAUGAAGGAAGACAUUGAUGCUGUGAGUGAAGACGUUGCUGCUAUGAGGAUAGAUGUUGAUGCUGUGAAGGAAGACAUUGAUGCUGUGAGUGAAGACGUUGCAGCUGUGAGGAAAGAUGUUGAUGCUGUGAAGGAAGAUGUCGGUGCCAUGAAACAAUCUUCAUCCACAAAUGAAGGAAGGAAUCCUAAGUUGAGAGCUGUGAUAAAAACAACAAGAUUAACAACCAUUGAUCAAACCUCAAAACCAGAGGUGAUCUCUACACAAGCCUUGGAAGACGCUAAAGAAAUGAUCAGAAAGAACAGCAUUGUCCUCAUCAAGGGUGCCUCAGGGGAUGGGAAGACUUUGAUGGGUUACCAACUAUUGAAGUGGCUAAUGGACGGCGAUAAUAAUGAUGCUGGACUGUCAAAGGAUCCUGUCCAGCUUUACAGCAUGGCCAAAUGGGAUGACAUUGUUGAGCCAAACGCACAAUUAGCUGUAUAUAUUGAUAAUGUUAGUGGGGAAAUCGCUGAAGAUUUGAAUAAAAGGGAAGACUCGAUACACUCGACAUUUUGUGGGGAACUCAAUAAUACAUCAAAUUGUUUAAUACUAAAUGUUCGAGAUGAAAUUUUCAAAUCAUUCAAACAAAAUAUCAUUGAUUUGAGAGGUAAAAACUGCAUAAAAAAUGAAGAAAAAAGACUUAUUUUAGAAAGUUAUGUCCGAGAAAUUAAAACCUUUCCUCGUGGAAAGGAAUCUGAAAUCAUCAACCUUGCCCCAGAUAUAGGAUUUCCACAGUGUUGUCGACUUUAUAGGGAUGUUCACAGCUUACAAAAACAGGGGGUUAAUUUCUUCAAACAUCCAUUUUAUUUCAUGGAAACAACUUUGAAGAAAUUACCAAAGGAACACUUUUCUGCUCUUCUAUUUCUCUUCCUCAAUGAGGGUAGGGUUAAGAAAGGGGAUUUGGAUCCUAAAAAUAGUGAAAGUGUUGACAAGAAAAAGCUUGAUGAAGCUUUCCAGGGAAUUAAACUUGAUCAUGCAGACAAAAUCAGAUCUUUGCGGAAAAGUUUAGAUGAAUUGAUCAUCUCUGGAUCUCUGAUUGAAAAAAGAAAAUAUAAUCCUUUUUAUGAUGAUGAUCUUUUAAAUUUUGAUAAUGAUGAUCUUUUUGAUUUUGAUGAUGAUGAUGAUGAUGAUGAUGUUGGUGAUGAUGAUGAUGAUGAUGAUGAUGAUGAUGAUGAUGCUGCUGCUGCUGCUGCUGAUGAUGAUGAUGAUGAUGAUGAUGAUUCAAUUUACAAAUUUUGUCAUGAUUCUGUUCAGGACACUGUUGCCCUUUUGUAUGGCAAGGACACAAAAAUUGGGUUUAUAGAAAAUUGUCCCCGAAAGUUCCUCCACUAUAUAUCAACAUCAAAACCCACAGCUAUCAAAAUAGUUAUAUCAUCUAGUAGUAAUGACAAAUAUAAACGUUUGGCCAGAGAGUGUAUGUAUAAACGUUUGGCCAGAGAGUGUGCAGCUGAUGUCCAACGUGACAGGAGUGAAUUGUAUAACCGUUGUAUCAGAGUGUGUGAAUCUGAUGCCCAUAUAGUAUCUGACUAUAUAGUUAGAUUAGAUAUAUGGACAGACACCCUGUUUCUACAGGGAUUUAUUAGAUGGCUAAGUGGUCAGAAUUAUGACAAUAACUUAUGCUACCUGACAAAAUGUGGGUUGUUGAAUGGGGCAUGCUCUAUUGGUUUAGAAGGUCGUGUCUCAUGUCUCCUUUCUGUGGGUGUCACACCUGACAAUGAUACACCGUUUAUUGUAGUGAAGGGUGGGAGUGUACAACUACUGCGUCAACUACUGAAGUAUGACGUCAUUCGUACAGCGAGGGCACGUGCGUCACGAUCAUCAUAUGGUCAUGCUGGGAUUAUCAAUGUCCUACACGAGGCGUGUUUGUUUGAAAGAGAAGAGAUGGUGACAAUGUUGUUUAACAAAUAUCCACAAUUGGUACAUGAGACUGAUGAAUGGACACAGAAGAGCACGCUCCAUUUUGUGGCACUGACAAGAAACUGUGGUCUAUUUCAGACAGUGGAGAGAAUGAUACUUAAAUCCUUGUGUAGAGUUGAGGAUGUACAACAUAAGUGUGAGACAGAAGAUGGUCGUGUGGUGCAUAGGAGUUGUGCGUGUGGACAGUACAUGUCACAGUUAGUGGACAAGGAUGGGUGGACAGUGUUACAUUAUAGUUGUGAGAGGGGACACUGGGAGCUUAGUUUAGAGCUGUGUAAGUUGUAUCCAGCACUAACUACAGCUGUAGAUAACAACGGGCUGACAAUAUUACAUUAUAGUUGUAUGAGGGGACGCAGGGAGCUUAGUUUAGAGCUGUGUAAGUUGUAUCCAGCUCUAACUACAGCUGUAGAUAAGAACGGGCUGACAAUAUUACAUUAUAGUUGUAAAGAGGGACACAGGAGGCUUAGUUUAGAGCUGUGUAAGUUGUAUCCAGCACUAACUACAGCUGUAACUAAAAACGGGCUGACAAUAUUACAUUGUAGUUGUAGUCGUUUUUUUGGAGACAUGGAGCUUAGUUUAGAGCUGUGUAAGUUGUAUCCAGCACUAACUACAGCUGUAGAUAACGAGGGGAAGACAAUGUUAUAUUAUAGUUGUAUGAGUGUUGUCAGUGAGUUUAGUUUAAAGCUGUGUAAGUUGUAUCCAGCACUAACUACAGCUGUAGAUAGGGCCGGGAAGACAAUAUUACAUUAUAGUUGUGAGUGGGAACGCAGGAAGCUUAGUUUAAAGCUGUGUAAGUUGUAUCCAGCACUAACUACAGCUGUAGAUAACCGUGGGUAUCACUGUCUACAUCACAUAGCCAGAACGACAUUAAAAGUAGACUGGUUCACUAAGUGUGAACGGCACGUAAAACAGUACGUAGAGACAACAGGAGGUAAGUAUGACAUCACGACCAUACUUACUAAUGACGGUAAAUCUGUUUUAGACCUGGCAAAGGAACGGACAGAGAUGAGGAAGUUAGAUAGCAACCCUUUGUAUGAUCAUCUUGUCAAAGUUUUUACUUAAUAAAGAAACAAAUAUUUAUAUUUCUGUACACUAACUUGUGUAACAUGAUGACGAAAGGAACGAACAGAACACAGGAAACCUUUUGUAGGACCAUCUUGUCAAGUUUAUUUGUAAAUAAAAGUACUUAGAAAUAGUCACACUUCUUUACCUUCAGUACAUUAAGUUGUAUAACAUGGUGUAGAUUUAAACAAAGCUUAAGUUGAAGAAAACUGUUUAUUUUCGUCAUUAUUCACACCCAACACAGACUGGAGGGUAGGAUAGGGCCCAACACAGACUGGAGGGUAGGGUAGAGCCCAACACAGACUGGAGGGUAGGGUAGAGCCCAACACAGACUG